UUUUUUAUUUAUUUUUUGGUCAAUUUCAAACAUUAUUCCUUGGUUACAAAAAUAAUUAUCUAUUCCUCCCUCCCCUCCCCCACCCCUCCCAUAGCCGAUGCACAGUUCCAUUGAGUAUUGCAUGUGUCCUUGAUAAGAACCCAUUUCCAUGUUGUUGGUAUUUGCACUAGGAUGUUCAUUUAGAAUCUAUAUCCCCAGUUGUAUCCCCUUCAACCCAUGUCAUUAAGCAGUUGUUUUUCUUUGGUGUUUUUACUCCCACAGUUUUUCCUCUGAAUGUGGAUAGUGUUUUUUUCUCCUAUAACCCUCCGGGUUGUUCAGGAUCAAUGCAUUGCCACUAACGAAGAAGUCCAUUACAUUUGAUUGUACCACAGUGUAUCAAUCUCUGUGUACAUUGUUCUUCUGGUUCUGCUCCUUUCACUCUGCAUCACUUCCUGGAGGUUGUUCCAGUCUCCAUGGAAUUCCCCCACUUUAUUAUUCCUUUUAGCACAAUAAUAUUCCAUCACCAACAUAUGCCAUAAUUUGUUCAGCCAUUCCCCAAUUGAUGAUGUGAUUUUUUAAAUGAAGAAUUAUUAAUACUAUAGAAGUUAGAAGAGUUUAUAAGAUUUCAGUUAUAAAUUUGUUAUUGUUCAUUGGGAUAUGAAAAAAUUUAGAUUGUUAGAGAGAAUGUUACACUUUUGAAAUUAUGUUGCUAUGUUGAAAAUACAUAUGUAUUUUCAGUAUUUAAGUAUUAUAAAAAAAGUAUUUAAAAUACUUUCCUACCCCCCUCCCCCUUUUCUAUAAUCCUAAUCUUAGACAUAGAAUUUAGGCAGAUUAGGAGAUAUAAAAUAGGUUAAGGUUUGAUAUUUUGGGGGGGAGGAGGAAUAUUUAGAAUAGUAUAUUUUAUAGGAUAAAUAGAAUAGAAUUAUAUAUAACUAAGAAGGUAAGUACUGGACUUUGGUAACGAUGUCAGGUUGAAUCUGCACUACAUAUAAGAGGAGAGUUGUAGAUGAGUGAGAUACAGAAUGUUCUGCAAGGACUUGAUUUACAAGGAAAUCUCAUGCAGGAAGAAAAUGGAACUUUGGCUAGCAGUGGGGGAAUGGGGAUAGAACCUCCAGUCAAGAAAAGCAGAUGGACAGUUGAAAAGGGGUUCUUAUUCCCUUCUGAACUGAAAGGGAGAAGAGAAAUUUGCUGAGUUUAAACUGCUGUGAUCACUCAUCAAUCUGAAGAACUCAGAUUAGCCAUCCUUCCUCAAUAGUGAUGGAUAGAGAUUUUUUUCCCUUUGGGGAAAAUAAGAGACUAUCCACCCAAGAAGAUUUUCCAUUGAUAUCUUCAAAAGCUGUAUCUCUCUAUAUUAGGAAAUUACACCAGCCUGACUCCCCAACAUCCUCAGGGACCCAGGUCCCCAGACUUGAGCCCUCAACCCCUGAAGGGAAAUUAGGUUGAAAUAGAAAUAGGGAUUUCCUAUUUUUCCCUCUUCCAUAAACCUAUCAAUCCUGAAUCACCAAACAAUAAAUAGACCUUAUUAAUUUAGAAGAACUGAACAUCUCAUUCUUCAGAUGUACUAAGGGGAUCAAGAUAAUAUCCAUCCAGGGAAGAAAACAGAAACCAGAGAUUAUAGGGGAUUUCCUCUUUACCUUUCAGCUCUGGACAUUGAUCCAACCUUACCUUCUCUUGGGCAGCUCUGCCUGGGAGAGGAAGUGGUGUUUCUAUUUAUCUGCUCCCUCCCUCUCUUAGACAUGUCAACCUUUUGUUCCUGAUCCCCCGCUAGUAUAUCUACAAGGUGGAUUCCUCAUGUAAUCAUUGAACUGUGGUGUCUCUAGGAAUUUGGGGUGCAUUGGGGGACCCUGGGGGCCACCACAUCUUCCCCCUUGAAUUUCUAAGGGAAAGAGUGUGAUGGUCAGUCUUCUACAACUUCUUCAAGGUUGACAAAGGACAUAGAGCUGGCCCUUCCUCCUAAGGAGAGAGGAAGAAAAAGUGUCAGCAUUUGUGGUCCAGAGGUCCAGGCUGCAGAGGUCAUAAAGGUUGCAAUAUCAUCAGGGUGGCUUCCAUAACAGCUUUUAUCCUAGACGCAAGCAGAGAGGUGACACUGUCAUAGAUACAGGGAUCACAUAUCAGGACAUCUGUGACUGUCAGGAUGAGAGCAAGGAAAGGGAUAAGCAGGGCAUAUCACCAUGAAGUCCAGGAGGAGGAGCCAGAGAAGAGAGUUGGCUUAGGGUGUCUGCAAUCCAAGUAGACGCCUCAUGUGUGUAAAGAUACCUGAGGGUCAAGGAAACAAGUUCAUUCCCCAAAGUUAAUGUAGGGGCAGAGACAGGAAGUGGUUAGGACCACAGACAGGGAAGACUCUUCAGGGGACUGUGGAAUUCAAAGACAACUCAGUGUGUUCCCUCAGUCCAACCUAUAACAGAAAAAGCAAUCCUCUCAUUUCAGUCAAGAAGUGCUUAUCCCACAUUGGAUUAAAUUCUCCAGUUAGAAAGAAUCAACUACAUCCUGUGGCAGCCUAUCCAUAUAUUAGAGAAGAAUAAUUGCCAAGAGUUUUCUUUGAGUUCAUAGCCUUAGACUCUGUAGGCUCUCUUCAUUGUUCCUAGUUCUGCUCACUGAGACCAAACAGUCUCUGCUUCUCUUCCAUGCCAACCUUUCAACAAAAUAAAGAUCUCCAUCCUCUGCCCUCUAGCCUCAAGGACCCAGAAUUUUUCUAUUGAUUUUUAAAUACCAUAUCCUCAUGGACAUAGUUGACUCUCAUGAUUUCCCUCCUCCAGACAAUCUUCAGAUUUCAAAGUCCUAAUAAAUCUCUUGUUCUUAAAACUCAACUCUAUAGUCUAGAAUUGACCUAAUCUGAGUGGAGUAAAGGUGAAUGGGAGGGAAUAAGUCUUUUUAUAAUAUCCAUUGGGUAUCAAUCACUGUGCUAAGAGUGCUAACAAAUAUUAUUGCACUUCUCAAUACAAAUAGCCUGUAUAGUAGUUGCUUUUCCCAUGCCCUUUUGACAGAUAAGGAACCUGAGCCAAAGUGUGCGAAGUUUUUAAGUGAUUACCUCAAGGUCACACAUCAAGCAUCUGGUCAAUUGACAGGAACUCUGUCUAUCUCAGUCUCCUCAACUGUAACAUGGACAUAAUAGUAUCAAGUAACUCCUAGGUCUCCUUUUGAAGUAGAUUAAUUUAUUAAUCAGAAAAUUGCAUUCCCAAGAAAACUGCAUUUCCAUGAGAAAGUCAGUCAGGAAUCCAAAAUCACAUGGUUAAAUGUAUGUGAGGAAAUAACUCCGUGCUGACAAUGGACUGUACUGAACAUUCUGCACUUAACACUAAUGGCACAUAUGCUUCUGUGAGAUAAGGCUUGCUUGCUUUUGCCAAGAAACCCUCUAAGGAAAAGUAUGGACCCUGUAUCCUGAUUGUCUCUAAUCCUAUAAAAACUGCCUAUAACCUCAGCUCAAUGUGCCAUGUGCAAAUAAUGGCUUUUAUUUUUAUCAUUAUAAUUUUAUUGUUUCCUUUGAGUGCCUUGCUCUUUAAACAUCUUCAUUCCUCUAUUUCCUGAUUUCCCUGUUGAAUCAAAUUCAUUUCCAUUCCCCAACACUCUUCUCUCCCUGGAUCAUCUCACAGUGAUGAAGUGAGGUAAACUAAGUUAUUGAUCAGAAAAAUCUGUUUUUCUCUGGGAAAGUAGAAUUCAGAAAUAAGCUUUCCUGUGAAGGUCAGUCAGCUCAGAAUUGUUAAAAAUCCAUUAGAAAACAACUCCCUUAGUGCUGACAGCUGGGAUAAGAUGCAGGGAAUGCCUUGUACCCCACACCACUGACCAAUUAACUUCUAAAGAUAAGGCUGCUCCCUCCAUCGAGAUUAUGUCUCAUAAUGAACAUUGUUUGCUUUGUAUCUUGCACUCUAUAAAAACUACAUUGUAAUUUCAGUCCGGUGCAGCUUUCACUAUGAAGGUUGCCCUGGACAGUUAGGUAUGUAUUAAUUAUUAGCAAAUAAAUAAUAUUGGUUCCAUUAAUUGAACUUCUGUGUGUCCAGACUCACUUCAUGAAGUGCCCCACUUCAGUGAAAGUCAGGAUGUCUUGAUUCUUUUUAAAUAGCCUCCAAGUUUUCUUGGAGUUUCUAGAUUGGGAGCUCCAGGACAGCCCAGACUGGUUUUGUCCUUCCUUGUAUCCUCAGGGCUCAGCACAGUUCCUAGAACCUGUUUUAUAUGGAAUCCACGUUUACUGGCUGGGCCCAGGCUUGUGUCAGACCCCAGCUCUACCAGGGUCCUCGCAUUCUGGUGUCUCUCCUGGAAGGCAAAUGCAUGCUCUGGCCUCAGCCGUGUUUCUCUCUCUCUUUCUGGCCCUUGUUUCUCUGCAGUCAACAGUAACGGUUGGAAUCAGAGCAGACUCGAUCCUGAGGAUGCAGAGGUUUCUCUCUAGGCUCUCAUCUCCCUAACCUGAGGUGGUGAACAGGACAGACUGAGCCCCAGAGACCAGGAAAAGUCCCGGAGCUGGAGAUGCAGGCAAAGCUGAGCCUUGAAUGGCUCCAGGUAAGGCAGAGUCUUCACUCCUCCUCAUGUGCUGCGGGUUCCUGGAGAGAAGGAAAAGCCGGAAACCAGCUGCCUGGCUGCGCUCUCCACUGAGGCUCCCUCAUCUCAGCUGGGUCCUCCUCAUGGCAAGGCAACGCCGUGACACCUCCCUCAGGGAUUCCCUUUGCUACCCACCCCAGGCUCCUUUCCAAGUAUAUCCCUGGUCUCCAGUUCUCCCUCCUGGCUGCCUCCCACCGCCUGCAGACAGUUCCUUGGAGUGUGCUGGGUUCAGACUGGAGGAUCUGAUAGAGAUGGGGGAGGAGGGAAGAGGGGGAGGGUCAGCCCGACGGGGCGGGGCGGGGAGGGGGGUGAUCCAGCCCCAGGUAGUGCAAGAGGCCUCAGGGAAGCAGGGAGGGGAGAUCGAAGUAAGUCCUCCCCCCUCCUCCACUAACAAAAUUUUUCCCGCGGGGGCUCUGGAGAGCUAGUGUGCAUACCCACCGCACCAGCCUAGGCUGUGGGGCCUGGUGAUGCCGGCACAUUCCGCCCCCGCCAGGUGUCUAAAACUUCGGGAUGUCCUGGAGGGCUCCAGACAGGCCCCGGACCCAGGGAUCCCCUUCCGAGGCCAGAAUCCACGUGACUAAGAAGGCACUUUCCCUAGUCUUGGCUGUUUGGCUAAACUAGGCGGGUUAAAUAUUUGUGGACUGCAGGAGAUGGUCUAGGCGAGAGGGGCGUGGCUAGAGAUUCCCGGAGCUGCUUCUCGCUUCUGCCUGUAGCUCUUUUACCCUCUGACUGAGCCCUAGUAAGUCAGUCUCGGUCCGGGUUCUGGAGAGACUUCGGAGCCUGGUCACGCGCACAUGAUUUCUUUCUCCGCCCUUUUUAUACAAUCGUGGGGGAGGAGAAGAGAGUAUCUUUGCGCGCCCCCGAACACUGUGUUAUGGCCAAAAAGAGCUUUUCAGUCCGUACGCCUGAGGGCCCCGGGGCCCGGUUCUAUCAUCACGAAACCAAGGAGCCGGGAGUUCCCUCAACUAACUGGAGCGCCCGGGAGGUGGUGACGUUCAAGGAUGUGGCUGUGGACUUCACCAGGGAGGAGUGGCGCCUCUUGGCCCCUCCCCAGAAGGAGCUGUACAAGGAGGUGAUGCUGGAGAAUGCCUGGAACCUGCUUUCUGUGGGGAUUCCAGCAUCCCCAGAAGAUGUAAUCUCUUAUUUGGAGCAGAGGGAAGACCUUUGGAUGGUGGAGCAGGAAGGCUUGAGAAACUCCUGCCCAGGUGAGAUCAGACCUGAUAUGAAAGUGACUCCAACAGAAGUGAGCUUGUCUGUGGAAGAAACUAAGAAACAAAAACUCAUGAGUGAUGUUCCAGAUAACUUAGCUUGGAGAAAGUUCUGUGUUGAAUUUCAAAAUUCAUGCCUUCCUGAACAUCAAAGAAUGAACUCUGAGGGAAGGUCUCAUGAAUGUAAUCAGUGUGGAAAGACUUUUAUGCACAAGUCCAGUCUUGCUGGACAUCAGAGAAUCCACACUGGGCUAAAACCUUAUGAAUGCAAGCAAUGUGGAAAGACAUUCAGGUGGAACUCUAGUCUUGCUGAACAUCAGAGGAUCCACACUUGGGGAAAACUUUAUGAAUGCAAGCAAUGUGGAAAGACAUUCAGUUGCAACUCUGGUCUUUCUAAACAUCAGAGAAUCCACACUGGGCUGAAACCUUAUGAAUGCAAACAAUGUGGAAAGACAUUCAGUUGGAACUCUAGACUUGCUGAACAUCAGAAGAUCCACACAGGCGAGAAACCUUAUGAAUGCAAGCAAUGUGGAAAGACAUUCCGUCAGAAACAUAAUCUUGCUGUACAUCAGAGGAUCCACACUGGGGAGAAACCUUAUGAAUGCAAGCAAUGUGGAAAGACAUUCAGUCAGAAACAUAAUCUUGCUGAACAUCAGAAGAUCCACACGGGCGAGAAACCUUAUGAAUGUAAGCAAUGUGGAAAGACAUUCAGUCUGAACUCUAAUCUUGCUGUACAUCAGAGGAUCCACACUGGCGAGAAACCUUAUGAAUGCAAGCAAUGUGGAAAGACAUUCAGUCAGAACUCCAAUCUUGCUGAACAUCAGAGGAUCCACACUGGAGAGAAACCUUAUGAAUGCAAGCAAUGUGGAAAGACAUUCAGUUGGAGCUUUAGUCUUCGUCAACAUCAGAGAAUCCACACUGGGGGAAAACCUUAUGAAUGCAAGCAAUGUGGAAAGACAUUCAGUUGGAGCUUUAGUCUUGAUCAACAUCAGAGAAUCCACACUGGGGAGAAACCUUAUGAAUGCAAGCAAUGUGGAAAGACAUUCAGUUGCAGCUCUGUUUUUUCUAAACAUCAGAAGAUCCACAUGGGCGAGAAACCUUAUAAAUGUAAGCAAUGUUGAAAGACAUUCAGUCUGAACUCUAAUCUUGCUGUACAUCAGAGGACACACACUGGCAAGAAACCUUAUGAAUGCAAGCAAUGUGGAAGGACAUUUAGUUGUAGUUCUUGUCUUUCUAAACAUCAGAGAAUCCACACUGGCGAGAAACCUUAUGAAUGUAAGUAAUGUGGAAAGACAUUCAGUUGGAGCUCUAGUCUUUCUAAACAUCAGAGAAUCCACACUGGGGAGAAACCUUAUGAAUGUAAGCAAUGUAGAAAGACAUUCAUUUGGAGCUCCUCUUGCUCUACAUAAGAGAAACGAUGGAUUUUCACAUAGGACUCUCAACUUGCUCUAAGAUUAAGUGCAAAUGGGCAUAUGAUUUGUAUCUAAAGUGAUACCACAAAUAAAGUAAGGGAGCAUAUAAUGGUUCACAUUUUAUAUCUGUUUGUUGAUAAGAGAGGAACUUGUGGCCAAGUUGGAAAUACUAAACAGUAUGGUAUGUAACACAUGUUACCUUUGGUAGGUUACAUUCAAAAUUGUUUCUACAAACAAAGCCAAUAAAACCAAGGUUAAAAGGGGAAAAUAACAGUUAUCUUCUUUAAAAUAAUUUCUAAUUAAAUACCUAAUAUUUCAUCCAUUUUUGUAACAGUUUCAAAUACUUGCAAACUAAAACCUAGCAGAUUGGCUAACAUGACAGCAAAGGAAAGUAAUGAAUGCUGGAGGGGAUGUGGUAAAGUAGGGACACUAAUCCACUGUUGGUGGGGUGGUGAACUGAUACAACCAUUCUGGAGGGCAAUUUGGAACUAUGCCCAAACGGCAAUAAAAGACUGCCCUAUGAUCCGGCCAUAGCACUGCUGGACUUGUACCCCAAAGAGAUAAUAAAGAAAAAGACUUGUACAAGAAUAUUCAUAGCAGCACUCUUUGUGGUGGCCAAAAAUUAGAAAAUGAGGGGAUGUCCUUCAAUUGGCAAAUGGCUGAACAAAUUGUGGUAUAUGUUGGUGAUGGAAUACUAUAGUGCUAAAAGGAAUAAAAAGGUGGAGGAAUUCCAUGGAGACUGGAACAACCUCCAGGAAGUGAUGCAGAGUGAAAGGAGCAGAACAAGGAAAA
Monodelphis domestica (gray short-tailed opossum) is the source of this 7921-nucleotide messenger RNA. RefSeq lists its product as uncharacterized. Lineage: Eukaryota; Metazoa; Chordata; Mammalia; Didelphimorphia; Didelphidae. Gene Ontology annotation, molecular function: RNA polymerase II cis-regulatory region sequence-specific DNA binding; DNA-binding transcription factor activity, RNA polymerase II-specific. The record is from RefSeq and is a predicted model, not a curated record. Gene Ontology annotation, biological process: regulation of transcription by RNA polymerase II.